UUCCCACUGACUAAAGCAAUCUGUGCGAUUCAAAAAAAUCCGCAGCAUUCAAAACUUUUCCGUUCAUUCACUGAGGGGGAAAAACGUGAGCUGAGGCUUUACUUUGCUGUUAUGAGAAGCAGCCGCAGCUCCUCUGAAUGAAAGCAUUCUUCAGUGCGGGUGACCAAUAACUUUUCUUCAUUCUGUGGUCCAUGUUUGACGCGUCAGCCAGGCGCGCCCACUGCACAUCUCAGCUCCUCUGCACACAGUGUCACGGAGCGGAGUUUGGAUGGACUCACGGAAAGACUACACAUGCCGCACAAAGAGGUUUGCAGCCGAUUGGGGAAGUUACGGACAAGGCCCAGCAAAACGGAGCUAAACGGCUAAAAGUUAGCGGUCACGGUCAUCCGGGGGCUGUCGGUGUUUUCCGAUCCAAACAGUGAUUAAAAAAAGGAGCGCUGGACUUUUAGAUUGCUUCACCACAGAGGUUACAUCCGUGCAACAAUGGGCGACUCCGGCGAGGACUAUGGAAACUACACUUACGAAUACUACCUGGAGUACGGCGACCUGGAGGAACUAAAAGUAGAACACAGACAGAAGGAAACUAUGCACAUCAUCUCAGUGGUCAUCUACAUUAUUUCCUUCGUCCUCGGUCUGAUUGGAAAUGGAACUGUCAUCUGGGUGACGGCAUUUAAAAGCAAAAAGACAGUCAACAGUACUUGGCUGCUCAAUCUCGCCAUGGCGGACUUUGUGUUUGUGCUUUUCCUCCCUUUCUACAUAGAUUACAUCCUGCGGGACUUCCACUGGGACUUUGGUGUGGUCAUGUGUAAGAUUAACUCAUUUGUGUCUGUGAUGAACAUGUACGCCAGUGUGCUGUUUCUCACCGUGCUCAGCAUAGACAGAUAUGUUUCUCUAGUCCACCUCAACUGGUCUCAGAAGUAUCGCACCAUACAGAGGGCCUGGUGUGUAUGUGGUUGUAUAUGGGUGCUUGCUGCCAUCACGAGCUGCCCUGCGCUGAUUUUUCGAGACACCAUGCGUCUACACGACAAGGUUGUGUGCUUCAACAAUUUCCACACACAGGACGGACAUACGGCUGCCAUGAGACACAUUAUGAUAGUGGUGAUUCGAACCACUGUGGGCUUUCUUUUGCCUUUUACUGCCAUAUGUGUGACUGGUAUACUUCUGACAAUCAAAGUGAAUCAAUCUGGUGGUUCGGUUCGGCUGUCCAGUUUCUCCAAAACGGUCUCUGCUGUAAUUCUCGCCUUCUUUUUAUGCUGGGCACCUUUUCAUGCUUUCAGCUUGAUGGAGUUAUCUAUACAUUCCUCACUGUACCUUCACAGCAUACUGAAAGCUGGCUUCCCUCUCGCCACCAGCUUAGGCUUUUUUAACAGCUGCAUUAACCCUCUCCUGUAUAUGCUCCUGGGCAAAAAGGUGCGGCGUAUACUGAAGCGUGCAUGCCUGGACAUUACUAAGAGUUCACUGAGAGAGCUAAGCCAGUCAAUCUCUGCCACUGAGAUGGAGUCUUUGCCCGAAGUUCAACAGGACAGUGUGCCAGAGGAGCCCGUGGAGUUGUCGACUCUAUGAUUACAACCAUCCUCAGACCGUAGUCGUCGUCUAUGAAAAACAUUAACCAGGGUAAGACUGGCUAUUGCUUUAGAGUAAAUGUGGACGAUUACCGAAGCUGUUCUUUCCAGCUGUAGUGUUAAGAUUUUCCAGUUUUGUUUCAUUUGGACAGAGUUAGGCAUAAUAACUCUCGAUGGAAAAGCUGAGUUCAAGUGUGUCUAUCGUGCACAUGGAGUCAGACCUUUCCAAUUGUUUUUAAUUUGCAUAAUAAGUGAUUUGCAGAGAAAGGUGAGAUGAAAUCAGAUCUGAAACAGCUGAUUGGUUGAGCAACAGAAAAUUAAUCUGCAAGUAUUUUGAUAAUCAACUAAUCAUUUAAAUAAUAUAAAGAAACAAAGUAUUCUCUUGUUACAGGCUCUCAAUUGUGAGAAUUUGCUGCUUGAAUAUAUUCGUCUUCCAUGCUAGUACACUGAAUAUUUUUGGGUUGUGGACUGUUGCUUGGACAAAGCAAGCAGUUUGAAUUUGUUUUGCUGUUUUCUGUCAUGCUAUAGACCAAGAAGAAAACUGGCAUAUUAAUCAGUAAUGAAAGUAAUCAUUAGUUGCAGCCUCAUAUCAAAUGCAUUUCAUUUAUUGCUGUUUUUGUUUUUAAUUUUUUUUUUAUAGUUGUACUCCUGAAGCAGGGCAUCUUUGGUUCUUAGAGAUGAGAUAUACUGCAUAAAUCUAUAUGUAGUCUAACACUAGGUACCACU
This is a messenger RNA of Plectropomus leopardus (leopard coralgrouper), 2288 nucleotides long. RefSeq names its product chemerin chemokine-like receptor 2 (gene cmklr2). The record is from RefSeq and is a predicted model, not a curated record. Gene Ontology annotation, cellular component: plasma membrane. Lineage: Eukaryota; Metazoa; Chordata; Actinopteri; Perciformes; Serranidae. Gene Ontology annotation, biological process: complement receptor mediated signaling pathway; inflammatory response; chemotaxis. Gene Ontology annotation, molecular function: complement receptor activity; G protein-coupled receptor activity.